UCUCAUUUCCCGCCGGUGACGAGCUUCGAGGGCGCGCGCGGGUCACCUGAUCGCCUUUCCCGCCACUGGGAGCGCGGCUGGACCGGAGAUUGAAGCCAAGCGCGUUCGCGACGUCAUCAGCGACCCCUCCCCCCCUCCUAAACAGAUACAAUAAUACCGGCAGUGGCCGGGCGCCCCCCGGCACACAGCGCCAUCUCCUGGAGGCCCUCGGGAGUCCGCGGCUCGUCUUUGUACUUCAGGCCUGUUAUCUGUGCGCGGUGCUGGGGAGGAGUGGCGGGCCGGAGCCGCUUCCUGUCAUCCGCGCACGGGAGGCCUCGCUGCGCCGCGGCCUAGAUUUUUCGCCCUUGCCGGAAGCCUCGUCUCUUCUCCAUGGAUGUGACCGCCCCGCACGGAGGGGCAAUGUGAACCCUGGAGCGCCGGCACUGAGGAUGAGGACCCCGGCACCCGUGCACUAGAGCCCGGGCCUUGAGUGGCGUGCAGCGCCCCCCGGAGACAAUGACCUGGGGGUGAGGAGCCGGGGGGAGCCGCCUGAUUCUGUCUGCUGGAGCCCGCGCCUGGAAGCAGUCUGCAAUGAACCCAGUGAAUGCCACCUCUCUGUUCAUCUCAGCGAGCCGACUGGUGCUGAACUACGACCCCGAGGACCCGCAGGCUGCCGCCGAGAUCUGCAGGAUGCUGCCCUUCUUCAGGCAGGCCCUGGCCUGCUGUGUGUGCGGAAAUUUGCUUGAAGACCCUGUAUCUCCAAUCAAUUCAACUUGUCAGCAUUAUGUGUGCAAGCAGUGCAAGGGUAAAAAGAUGAUGAUGAAGCCUUCCUGCAGCUGGUGUAAGGACUACGACCAGUUUGAGGAGAAUAAGCAGUUGGGCAUCUUGGUGAGCUGCUACAAGAAGCUAUGCGAGUACAUCACACACACACCGCUGGCACGGGACGUAUUAAGUACCAUGGAGUGCUCGGCUGACAUUUUGGCAUUUCUUCCUGAGGAAACUGUGGAAGAAUCUACACCCGAGGAAGAGCAGGGGAGAACUUCUGGGCCCCCCUCACCGCUGUGUCCUUCUCAUUCUCCUUUACCCUCUAAUUCAGAACUGGCAACUGAACCAGAAGCAAACCUCUGCCCCAUCCCCCAAGACGCACCAGAUCUCAAUAGUGAGUGCACAGUUGCUAAUGGUUUGCCCAACUGCAAUGGACUAUCGUCUGAAACUGAUCUUGCUGUAAAUAUCCCUACCCCUGAGAGCCCCGGCCCCAUCGACCUUUGUUGCACACCUGUCGAUAUUAAAACAGAGGACCUGUCGGAGAGCCUAGAGACGGUCUGUGACCAGGUUUCCACAAGUGACUUAUGUUCAGCUGGACUUGAUAUAUGUGGUUAUAACGAUGAUCUUAAAAGCAGUGAUCCUCUGCUUCUUAGCGUCGAGGAAGUUCUCCAGAGCCUCGAAACGGUUUCCGGUUCCGAAGUCACGGACUGCGACCUGCAGCAUGCUCUGGACACGUCCGUGUCAAAUGGAACGUUUUUGGAUAUUUGCCCACAGCCGCUUACACAUGCUGUCCUGUUGUCCGACAGCCACGCUCCCCCUCUUGGUGUCUCCUGUACAGCUGCAACCCUAAAAAUGGUGAAAACUAACCGCAAGCGGUCUCGUUCAGAGAGUGACAGUGAGAAAGUCCUGCCACUGCCCAUUUCCAGCAUUAUCCUCGGGCCGGCGAUAGGUUCCCAGACUCCUUUUCUACUAACUCGGGAAAACAGAAACUUCUUUCAGCCUAUUGUUACUGUCCCCAAUGGGGGUAGCUCCUCCAAAAUUAGCAAGACCAUUCUUUUAUCGAAUAAAACCUUGAAGAAAAAUCCGGAGCACAUGCAUAAGAAAACGCAUCCGAAAUCCAAGCCACCAUUGCUGAAAACAAAGGACAAGGUAAAGGAGAAACUCUCCAGCAAUAACGUGGUCCCCGGGAGCCCGACAAAAACUGUGUAUAAAAAGCCACCUGAGAAGAAAGGCUGCAAAUGUGGACGUGCUACUCAAAAUCCAAGUGUUCUUACCUGUCGGGGCCAGCGAUGUCCUUGCUAUUCAAAUCGGAAAGCGUGUCUGGACUGCAUUUGCCGUGGCUGCCAAAACUCUUACAUGGCAAAUGGGGAGAAGAAGUUGGAGGCGUUUGCUGUGCCAGAGAAGGCUUUAGAACAGACCCGGCUCACUUUGGGCAUUAACGUGACCAGCAUUGCGGUACGCAAUGCCAGCACGAGCGCCAGUGUCAUUAAUGUUGCGGGCUCUCCUGUAGCGACUUUUUUAGCUGCCAGUCCCCACGAUGACAAAAGCUUAGAUGAAGCGAUAGACUUGAGAUUUGACUGUUAAUAGAGCCAGCCAUCCCUGGCUGUUUAGGGGGCAGGAGAAUGGUUGCAGUUUUAUGGCAGCUAUGGUUCUGUCGGGUUUCCUUGCCAGAGCUUCUGCAUAUAGAUCACUUGUAUCAAGUGUGUUUAUUGCUAAGUUAUGUGUUCAUGUUUGUGGGGUCGGGAGGGGUGGAUGGGACAAUGAAUUGUAACCCUAAAGUCUGUCAGUUUUCUAUUUCUUCAGUCUGAGGGUUGACUCGAAGACUUAUGUUUUUUUUUUUUUUUUUUUCUCUGAUGCACCUGAUUUAUAGAAAAUGAUCUUUGGCAAGAAAGAGCAACCACGCAACAACCUCUUGUAUCCUGUCAUACAUUGUUUUAACCAUUGCCCGUCGUCGCCAUGAUGUUGGCUUUCUAAACUACUUUGUCACUUCAUAUAGGAAACAAAGUACAAAUUUCACAGUAGUUUGAUUGCAACGAUCCAUGUGAUGCACACGAGGGUUCACUGACACUUGGCAAUAUUUCCCCCUUCACGUGUAAAUUUUUACGAUAAUUCACUCCUUUGUCUAAUGUACAUGCUGCAUUCCAAAGAUGUAACAUCCCCUUAAGUACAUGUGAGACUUUCCUUAAUGCUGUCCUCAUGAGUUCACCCACAGCAGUAUUUGAUGUCUGGUAGAUCACACAGGUAGCAUUGGUCUUGGCCUACAUACAUUUAGGGUGAUGGUAUAGAAUACCAAUAGUUGAUGGCCUUGUCUACCCAAAAUGAUCCCCUUGGGAUGGAGGGUUCAGCAUGUCAGCAGCUUAUAGCCCUCAGUUCCUGGCGUAUAUCUAUCUUGCAUCUUCUGGCUUAUCGAGGAGUCGUGUCUGUAGAAGACGGGGUAACUGGGCUGCCGUAGUCAUUUACACAUAGCCGGUGGUCACUGAAUGCUUGAUAUUUCUGAUGAUCAGAAGAUACAUUCUACCACACGUGUAUUCCUAAAUGGGUCGUUUGUUUCAUGUAUACCGUACACUAGAGCACUUGAUGUGGAGACGGUGAUCCUCUUGUUAGGAUGUGUGCAUACGAGGCCAUUUGUGGAGCAGCCUGCCACUUCUCCAUGCAGUUGUGGUGAUCUGAACAUGGAUCAGCAGUGGGUCUGUGAACCAUGGAGGGUCAGGGUCUUUCCACCAGUCAUCUGAAUGUGUCCUUAAUCUAUUACUGAUGCGCGUCUCCUUUCACAUACGUGGAGCCGAUUACAGAUGUUUAAUGGGUGAAGAUGUUGCCGUUUCAUUCAUAUGUCGUGUCCAUCUGGUCACUGAAAUUCUAAUCUGGAACCAGAUUGUCAAAGGCUGUUGCUGAGAGCUGUGCCAUGUCUAAUACGCAAAAUUGGAAUAGUAACCGAAUCGGAGAAAUCCCUGCAUGUCGGGAUCUUAAUUUAACCUGCUGGAUCAUACUCUGAUAUCCGGCCUUCUAUUUGGUCCACCACAUUGUAGGAUUUUUUUCACCCCAGCUGUACAAUAUAGGAGGCUUUUCAUUUUUAGGAGUUAAUUUAAAAAAAAAAAAAGGCA
Molecule: messenger RNA, 3845 nt
Organism: Bufo bufo (common toad)
Lineage: Eukaryota; Metazoa; Chordata; Amphibia; Anura; Bufonidae
Gene: MSL2
Product: MSL complex subunit 2
Exons: 2
Coding region: 571-2328 (585 amino acids)
Cellular component (GO): MSL complex
Molecular function (GO): ubiquitin protein ligase activity
Source: RefSeq, a predicted model, not a curated record